AUGAACUACAAUGAAGAGCCAAAGAAACAGGAUCAUCAGUUGUCAAGCGUCAUCAUCCUGACGCCUUCACCCCUGACACUGGAGGGCAGCAUUGGCCAGACACUUCCUGCCGAGUCCGAGGAUCGCAGUGGCAGUAUACUGAGCUACAGCUGGUCCAAGAUGAUGGGCAAGCAGCCGCGGAAGGAACAGACGUCGCCAGAGGAGAGCCACGCGCAAGAACAGACGAAGAGCAUCUCUGCGCAAUUACCGACAUGGGGCAGCGAGCAGGAUGCACUGCAGGAGAAAAGUGUACUUCCAGGUCCUGAUGAGCAGAGUGAUAUGGAAGCACCAGUGGCGAAACUCAGUCACCAGACGGUAGCAGAGGAGAGUGAUUUACGACAACAACUCCUCAAAAUGGACGAGCCGUUGGUGACCGAGAGAACACCGCGGCCAAUAUUAAAAGAAGGUGGCGUACAAACAAGUAAGGAAACAGUUGAGUUAAAAGAAGGUGGCGUACAAACAAGUAAGGAAACAGUUGAGUUACUGUCACAAGAGAAUAAGGCAAAAGCACUACAAAAGGAUGCUGGUAUGCAGACUCAACGGAAGAAAAGAGACGUCAAACCCCCACUAAAGGAAAGUGCUAUUCAAACGAAGCAGUUACAGGAAAGGAUUGACAAAGAAUUGUUACUUGAAAGAGGGGCCCACGGAUCUCCUCCACGGAAGCGGCCACAGAGAGUGCAAGAGAAAAGAGAGAUACGCAGGCCUUUAAAGAAGAUCGAGGAAGAAAAGACGCUGAAGGACCACAAGCCUAAGUUCCAGCCAAAGAAAGAGGGCGUGCAAGGUGCACCGAAAAAGGGAGGCAACUUGUUACCAUUACAACAGCGUCAAGGUCGAUCUUCACCGGAGAGCGGCCACACGCAGGCACCACUUAAGCAAACUCAGGAUCAACAGAUACCUAAGAGUGACUUCCAAGAGCCUUUAGAAGACACUAAAACGCAGCCAGUUACAUCACGUGUAAGGACCGAGACAACGAGGGGGCCAAACCUGAUCCUCGUGCCGAUGCAGAAGAAUGAACACCAGACAGUACCAGAGCAGGAAGAGACUGAGGUGUUUGUGGAGAAUUAUGACACUCAGUCAGUGCCAGAAGAUGGAGAAGGCCACACAUUGCCGAAAGUCAAAUCAAUACAGGAGUCACAGGAAAUACCAGAGCAAACUCACGCUGUCAAAGACGUCGAGAGUGUCCGUGUGGAAAGCGAGAGCAUGCUGGCAGAGUCGAAGAGCAGCUGUACGCAGGCAUCGAUGCUGUGGCUGCGAGGUCUGCAGCGGCUAACGCAACAGCUGCAGGCAGCGCCUAAGCUGUCAGAAGCUUCCAUCGCAGCUCCGCAGGUCGAUGCUGUCGGUGAGCAACCAAAACCAGUCCAGGAAGACAUCAGACCGAAGGUGUCUUUCGUGGCGGACGUCAGCGUGAGUAGCGGCAGCUUGCUCAGCUGCACCGUGAACACCAUGCUUACUGCCUCCAGUUCGUCCAUCAUUUCAGAAUUUAAAAGACGGAAACACUUUGACAGCUAUGGCGGAGACAAAGACAGUGCGAAAUUCGCCAGCACAGCAGCAGAGGGCACGGGUGAUACCAGGCCUGUUGUUGGCGGAGCUUCCGGUGACUCUCAACUGAUUCAACAGGAGAAAGAGUUUGGAGAAACAUCUUCCAUUGCAUCGGAGUUCCACUUCGAGGAGGACAACUCUAUUCAGGAAGAGACAGAAGUCACGUCAGAGAAAGGCGAGGACGAAACGAGCCAUCCUGAGCAGGUCCCGCAGCAAAAGAAGACUAGGCCAUCAGUGAGGAAGUGCAGGCCCAAAGCACCUCCAAACAGACGCAGACCAGGAUCGCCAUUAAUGGGGGGCGUAGGUGAGACAUUACCAACGGAUGCAGCCACUGGAACUCUUCUAAAGCAGGAACGCACUCCAAUACAGCGGAAGAACAUCGGCACUCAGACACUCAAAAGGAAGCACGUGUCUAGAGUACUGACGAAGAAAAGAGCAAUGCAUAAGAUGAUAGAGGAAAGGCUGGAUGAAGAGCCGGAAGAGCAGAGUGAAGUGACUGAGGAGAAGACGAAGAAUCUGGAUGAGGAAUCCAGCACAGAGGCGGAACAAGAUCUGGUGGUAACUCCUGCUGUUGAGAGCAGCAGGAAAAGCAGUGGCAUAGCGACGCCGGCGAAACGCAGUAGCUGGACGCACACGUACACUUCCUGGCUGCAGAACCAGCAGCAGCUGCACGUAACUCGGCUGGAGGACGACGUCCCCGAACAGCAGUCGCCUACUGCUGAAGAGGAAGGCUUCUUGAGCACUGUGCGUCUGAGUUCGCCCAGCCAUCAUUCAGUAUCUACAGUGCCAAGUCACACAGGACAGCAGACUGAGCAGUCGGAAGCAAGCAGAUCGCCAUCGAGGACCAGCACUCUGCAGGACUGGCAGCCAUCUCUGGAGGACUUGGAUGACGAGCUCCUGACAGACGACGGUGCACCACCCAUUGACAGGCUGCCAUCAAUCGUCCCAUCGUACACCAGCAUGCAGAGCGGGAGGUAA
This is a messenger RNA of Schistocerca piceifrons (Central American locust), 2556 nucleotides long. Its product is annotated as microtubule-associated protein 1B-like. The record is from RefSeq and is a predicted model, not a curated record. NCBI's taxonomy places the organism in Eukaryota, Metazoa, Arthropoda, Insecta, Orthoptera, Acrididae. The coding region runs from base 1 to 2556 and encodes 851 amino acids. The transcript is spliced from 7 exons.